Messenger RNA from Mercenaria mercenaria, 1314 nucleotides. Its product is annotated as tubulin-specific chaperone C-like. Bases 135 to 1148 code for a protein of 337 amino acids. The transcript has a single exon. Gene Ontology annotation, cellular component: cytoplasm. Gene Ontology annotation, biological process: post-chaperonin tubulin folding pathway; tubulin complex assembly. Gene Ontology annotation, molecular function: tubulin binding. NCBI's taxonomy places the organism in Eukaryota, Metazoa, Mollusca, Bivalvia, Venerida, Veneridae. The record is from RefSeq and is a predicted model, not a curated record.
GAUCAAAAUCUUCAUGGUUUAAUCACAACAUAGUACUUUUCAAACAAAAUAAGCUUAUUUCAACUUAAGAUAAAGAGGAAAUACUCUGUUAUUUUUUAUUGUUUUAUUACUGAUGUAAGCUGCUUGUCUGAAUCAUGACCGAGUGCGAAUCGCAAAAACCAGUCGUUAUGGAAAACAUUGAUAAAUUCGACAAUAAAAAGCAAGUUGUUGCGGAUAAACUACAAAAGAGGGAAGAUGAAAGACUCGCUGAUAUUCAGAAACGUAAAGAAGAAAAGUCAUUAGUGACCUCAGCCCAGGAAAACACAAAAUUCUUCCAUGAUCAUUUUACAAGCGAAAAGAUCGAUCUAGAAAGCGAGCUUCAAGCAUGUGACUCACUGGAUAAAAAUAAACUUGUUGAAAAGUUUGAUGACUUAUCUGUAAGACAUCAAAAACUGCAGCGAUUUCUGACUGAAUCCACUAUGUUUUUGCCAUCGUACGAUGUUCGUCAGUCACAAGAUAUUUUGGCAAAAUUGCAAUCCCAGAUACAGGAAAAGCGAGAUGAGUUGCUUCCAAAGAAGAAAUUUACGUUUCGAUCUAAAAAGAAAGGUACUGUUUCAGAAAAGCAAGAGGAGGUUAAAAAAGAAACUAUACCAGAGGAUGAAAGUGUCAUUUUAGCCGAUUGUAAAUUUACUGACAAGAAAGGACUAGAUUUAAAAAUGGAAGAGGAAAUCAAUAAGAAAGAUGUUGCUCUUGCAAGGCUCGAAUCCUGCACUGUAAAACUUUGUGGAGCAGCAUCUGCUAUUCACAUCAAUAAGUUAACAAACUGUACAAUCCUUUCGGGUCCAGUGUCUGGAUCUAUAUUUAUCAGAGAAUGCAAGAAUUGUACAUUUGUGGUUCCAUGUCAGCAGUUACGGAUACACACAACAACAGAUACCAAGUUCUAUAUUCAUGUAACUAGCAGAGCUAUUAUAGAAGAUUCCUCAGCAGUAAGCUUUGGUCCUUAUAACUGGACAUAUCCAAACAUUGAAAAACACUAUGAAAUUUCAGGACUAGACAAAAGUAGAAAUAAUUGGGAUGACAUUGACGACUUCAAUUGGCUUGCUGCAGACAAGCAUUCACCAAACUGGAGUCUUAUACCAGAAAGUGAAAGAAGUAGUAACUGGAAUUAAAUUGUUGCUUUAGUUAUUUAAUGUCGUACGCUUUAGGAAACCAGCUUUGUUAUACCAAUGUUGAUUGUUGAUUUUUUAAAUGUGAAUAAACUAGUAUAGUAGAUAAAAAAUUUAUUGUCAUUUUACCUACUGAUUUUUAGCAGUAUUAAAAGUAUAAUUCAAAAUU